Molecule: messenger RNA, 2010 nt
Organism: Diplodia corticola
Lineage: Eukaryota; Fungi; Ascomycota; Dothideomycetes; Botryosphaeriales; Botryosphaeriaceae
Product: f-box and wd repeat-containing protein
Exons: 5
Coding region: 1-2010 (669 amino acids)
Molecular function (GO): protein binding
Source: RefSeq, a predicted model, not a curated record
AUGGAGGACGACUUCCGGCCCGUGGUCGACGACGGCGCCUCCGACGCAGAAAUGCAGCUGGCCGCCGACGCCGAGUCGCAUCUUUCGCAGCGCCGAAGCUCCCAGGGCGGCACCCUAUACACAUCCCCUACCUCGCGCACCCGCAAACGAGGCCUGAUGUCGCGCUCGCAACCCCGGCCCAUACACACCCCCACCAGCCCCAUGUCGGCGACAAUCCCCCAUAACCUGCUGCCCUCGGCGCCAGCGUCGCCGCCGACGCCCGCCCCGAGCCCGACGCCGCACCAGCGUGCCCCCGACUGGAGCACCGCCGCCGAGCACGAGGACACCCAGGUCAGGGACAUCCGGGCGCUGUUCAGCGAGAUGAACGACGCGGAGAAGCAGCGCCUGCUCGGCGAGCUGCUGAACAUGUGCAACAGCCACCAGCUGAGCUUCGUGCACGACUUCGUGAGCCCCAGGUUGAAGAAGGAUCCGUUCCAAGUGCUGCCCAAUGAGCUGUGUCUACGGAUCUUGACCUUCGUCGACGACCCCACCACGCUCGCUCGCUCGUCGCAGGUGUCGCGACAAUGGUACGACCUCGUGAAUGAUGACAUGGCCUGGAAGUCCCUCUGCGAGAAACACGCAUACCGAAGACUCUCGGAAGUCCACGAUCCGACCUUUAGGCCUUCAGCCUCGUCCGCUUCGUUGACGCCGGGCGGUUCCCCACAGCAGUCGCAGGCGUGGAGACAUACCCUCCGACCAUCCAAGGGCGUGAUCACCGGCCUGGUAGGAGCAGACCUUCGGACACAGUCACUGGAUCGCGCAGGAGCAUCUACUCCCAGAUCAGCCAAGCGCAAGAACAAGGCCAUGACAUAUCGGUCGCACUUCAAGCAACGAUACAUGGUCGAGACGGCGUGGAGGUCGGGUGGUCGGUGCGAUUCGCGGCAGAUCACGCCCGAUCAGGGCGUCGUCACGAGCCUACACCUCACCGACAAGAACAUCGUCGUCGCGCUCGACAAUGCGAAGAUUCACGUUUUCGACACGCAGGGCCAGCACCAGAAGACGCUGCAGGGCCACGUGAUGGGUGUGUGGGCGAUGGUACCGUGGGGCGACUUGCUUGUCAGCGGUGGCUGUGAUCGCGACGUAAGGGUCUGGAAUAUGGCUACAGGUGCCGCGGUCCACACCCUGCGCGGACACACGUCCACCGUGAGGUGCUUGAAGAUGUCGGACGACAAGACUGCCAUCUCCGGGUCCAGGGACACCACGCUUCGCAUUUGGGACAUCGAGAGAGGCAUCUGCAAGCAUGUCCUCAUCGGCCACCAGGCCAGCGUGCGCUGCUUGGAAAUCCACGGCGACCUGGUGGUGUCGGGAAGCUACGACACGACGGCCCGCAUUUGGAGCAUUUCUGAGGGCAGGUGUUUGAGGACGCUUACGGGCCAUUUCAGCCAGAUCUACGCCAUCGCAUUCGAUGGCAAGAGAAUAGCGACUGGCAGUCUUGACACCAGCGUCAGGAUAUGGGAUCCCACCGACGGCCGGUGUCUCGGUCUUUUGCAAGGCCACACAUCCCUUGUUGGUCAGCUGCAGAUGCGGGGCGACGUUUUGGUGACCGGUGGCUCCGACGGAUCCGUGCGCGUCUGGUCCCUGAACGAAUAUCAGCCCAUCCACCGCCUUGCGGCACACGACAACAGCGUAACGAGCCUCCAGUUCGACGACACUCGCAUCGUCUCUGGCGGCAGCGAUGGGCGCGUCAAGGUGUGGGAUUUGAGAAAGGGCACACUCGUGCGCGAGCUCAGCCAGCCAGCGGAGGCGGUGUGGAGGGUCGUGUUUGAGGAGGAGAAGGCAGUGAUUAUGGCUAGUAGAGGCGGCAAGACGGUGAUGGAAGUCUGGGACUUCUCACCUCCGGACGACGAAGCGGCGGUGGGUGAUGUUAGAUCCAGCAGCCCGCUCAGCGCACCAGAAUACCGGCAAUCGACGCCGGCAAUCAUGGCAGCAGAGCCGUCAGACGUCCCGAUGGCGGACGCCGAGCCGUCAUGA